Messenger RNA from Gymnogyps californianus (California condor), 1760 nucleotides. It is a transcript of the gene PLAAT1, whose product is annotated as phospholipase A and acyltransferase 1. Gene Ontology annotation, biological process: N-acylphosphatidylethanolamine metabolic process. Gene Ontology annotation, cellular component: cytoplasm. The transcript has 4 exons. Bases 124 to 633 code for a protein of 169 amino acids. Gene Ontology annotation, molecular function: A2-type glycerophospholipase activity; glycerophospholipid phospholipase A1 activity. The record is from RefSeq and is a predicted model, not a curated record. Lineage: Eukaryota; Metazoa; Chordata; Aves; Accipitriformes; Cathartidae.
CCACGGCAGCAGCGGGACGGGCGUUGGGGAUGCCCUGUGCACAUCCCAGACCUCCUCUCUCCACCGUGCCUUGCACUGAGCCUGCCCAGCAGGAGGGGCCUGUCCUGACCUCACGCUCUUGAGAUGGCAGCUAUCCAGAGCUUCAGUGCCACCCACCCCGGUGACCCUGAGCCUGGGGACCUGAUCGAGAUCUUCCGGCCAGCUUACCAGCACUGGGCCCUCUACCUGGGGGACGGGUACAUCAUCAACGUGACGCCCAUAGAUGAAGGGCCCCCAGCCACAUUCGCCAGCACCAAGUCAGUGUUCAGCAGAAAGGCCCGGGUGAGGAUGCAGCUCCUGAAGGACGUGGUCGGAAACAACUCCUAUCACAUCAACAACAAGUAUGACGGCACCUACGCUCCCCUCCCAGUGCAGGAGAUCAUCCGGCGCGCUGAGUACCUCAUUGACCAGGAGGUGUCCUAUGACCUGCUCGGCAACAACUGCGAGCACUUUGUGACGCUGCUCCGCUACGGCGAGGGGGUCUCCGAACAGGCCAGCCGAGCAGUCAGUGCCAUCGGGUUUGUAACAGCUGCCGCCGGUGCCUUCUCCUUGCUGGGCUUGUUCUGGAGCAGAUCCAGAGAGAGACAGUACUGAUGGGCUGGUGAGACAAGCUCCGAGCAGGGCAGGGAGCCCCUGGCCAGGAGGGACCCGGGACAGUUUGUGGCCACAGCUGCCACCGAGACUUACUAACAACUGCGUCGCCCUUGCUGAGAGCAGCACUAGCCUGUUUGCCACAUCUUCUUUUAUUUCAUUGCCUGUGAUGAUUUUUCUGGUAGUCUGGGAGCACAAGCAAAUUCUCCAUCCUCACACCCCCAGUGCUCUGCUGAGGGCUGGUGCAGGCUUUCUACAUGCAUCCUGUUUUUAUCAGCUACAUCCUAUGGGCUCUUUCUGUGAAUAACCUAUUUUAACCUUAACAUUUUUACUUUUUUGUUUUUCUUAAUCAAAAGUAAUAUAAAAGUAUUGCUGAGGGUUUAUUGUGUGUCCUCCAGCUGAGGGCCUGUGCAAGUGGAAAAACGCAAGUUCCCAGGCCUGCAAAAGGGCAGACAAGGCAUAUACUGUGUCUUGGAGCCUGUGCCUGCGGUGCCUAAACUGAGCUGCUCCUGCGAGGGUGGGAGGUAGGAAGGAAGGGCAGGUCUUACAGACUGUAUCUUGCAGUGUUUUAAACGAGUGCUCUGUUUUUUGGCAUGAUAGUGUUUUGCUCAGUGUUCUCCUGCCUGGAAAGUGUCCUUUCCCUGGUUACUCGGACUCCCUUUGGGAGCAGCAGACCCCCAGUUUGGGGAGGUCUGACAAAAACCCCAGCUAGCUUUUUCUCUGGCAGCUGUUUGUUCCAGAUUGGGUCCACUGUGCCACUGAAAUUUCCCUCUUCAUCCCUGUAAGUGCAGUAAUUGUUGGCAUUAGACCUGACCAAGCUUACUAGAUGAUCUUUAAGGUGCCUUCCAACCCAAACCAUUUGUCCUGGUUUUGGCUGGGAUAGAGUUAAUUUUCUUCCUAGUAGCUGGUACAGUGCUGUGUUUUGGAUUUAGUGUGAGAAUAAUGUUGAUAACACACUGAUGUUUUAGUUGUUGCUCAGUAGCGCUUAUCCUAAGCCAAGGACUUUUCAGUUUCCCAUGCUCUGCCAGCAAGCAGGUGUGCAAGAAGCUGGGAGGGGGCACAGCCGGGGCAGCUGACCUGAACUAGCCAAAGGGGUAUUCCAUACCAUGGAACAUCAUGCCCAGUAUAUA